UCCUUUGGAGGUUUAUGAACUAAUAAAAUUUUGCUUGACCCUUCCUGUAUAUAUAAUAUUAGAAGCCCUCCCUGCUAGGAAAAAACUUGGGACUAGGAAAAAGUAAGAAUGAAAGAAACAUGAGAAAAGAAAAAUGAAUCAAGAGUAAGUAAAAUUUUAGGUUUUUUGGACUAAUUUUAAUGAAAAAUUAAGACGUGUUCAAUUAGGAAUAAACAAGAAAGGCGCAUGGAUUGGGCAAAUGGAGCGAGAAUGAGUGGUGAAGUCGAAGCAGAAGCAGAAUACUUCUGCAAGGACUUCGAGUGGGAAGACCUAAGAUCAGAGGUGGAAGCAAACCCUUGCUUUUCCUACCACUUCCAAUCCGCUCCUUCAUCGUCGUCGCCGUCGCCACAAUCCGACGUCCAAGCAUGGAAGCAAUUUCACCUCCGUCAUUCCUCCGGAAAAUUCUUCAAGGAGAGACGCUAUUUGUUGAAAGAGUUCCCCGAACUACUUUCCUGUCCCCCAAACUCUAAGCUCUUGGAAAUUGGUUGCGGCAAUGCCAGCACUGCUCUUCCUAUUCUACGGGCCAACAAAGAUGUGAUUGUUUAUGCAUGCGACUGUAGUGACGAGACUCUUGAGAGGGCUAAAGAGAUUGUAAGUGGUGCCACCACAGUUGCUUCCAUUCACCAUCGUUUCCGUACAUUCUGUUGUGACCUUUCCACUAAUGGAUUCCCAUAUUGGCUGGCAUGCAACUCUUGCCGAGAUCAAUUCUCACAAAAGCAGUCACAAUGCUUGUCAGGUGUCAGAGAGAAUAAUGGACUGCAUUCUACCAAUCCCUAUCCGUCCGAAGAGUUUGGCUGUUGUGUUGGCGGAGUAGAUUUUGUAACGCUGGUAUUCACUUUAUCAGCUGUACCUCCGGAAAGGAUGCCAAAGUCUAUCAAGGAAUGUUUUGUUGUGUUAAAGCCAGGAGGCAUGGUUUUUUUUAGGGACUACGGCCUCUAUGAUAUGACCAUGCUUCGAUUUGAGCCUGAUAAGCGAGUGGGAUUCAGGGAAUACAUGCGGUCUGAUGGAACGCGAUCAUAUUUCUUUUGUUUGGAUACUGUACGGAGCCUAUUUUUGGGUGCAGGCUUCACCGAGCUUGAGCUUGAUUAUUGUUGUGUGAAGUCUGUAAAUCGUCAGAAAGGGAAGUGCAUGCGAAGAGUGUGGGUUCACGGGAAGUUCCAGAAACCUGCGCUUGGUUGUCAAUAAUCUCCCUUGGUGUGCGGUGUGCCUGUGUGAAGCCGGAUGAAGAGUAUAAAAGAGAAACAGGUAGAAAAUACAAGUCAAGAAUUCUGAUGUUUCUGUAGUCCUUUAUUUUCACUCCCAAAUUUUUGGUGCACUGGGCAUUUGAAGUGGUUAGUUUUGGAAGAAAAAAAAAAAUUAGAUCUCAUGACUGCAGUUCAGAUAAUCUAUUUAUGAAUUGCUUACGUGUGUUGUAUUCAAUGAGAAUUAGUUAAGUUACAAUUUUCUUAUUAUUAAAAAAAUAUUAAUCUGGAAAUUACAG
Molecule: messenger RNA, 1519 nt
Organism: Cajanus cajan (pigeon pea)
Lineage: Eukaryota; Viridiplantae; Streptophyta; Magnoliopsida; Fabales; Fabaceae
Product: Methyltransferase family protein
Source: RefSeq, a predicted model, not a curated record